ACUGACGACAAUUAAAAGCGUAAAUUUCCUCACCGCCUUCCUCCCGUCUCGCUUAUAUACAACUAAUGCAAGAAUUCCCGGUGUUCGACGCCGAAGCCCGGACUCGAAGACGGACAGAUCGGCGAGUUCCGCGGAAACCCUAAUCCCCAACCGUAACCUGGAAAUCCACGGACGACGGCACGAACGCCCCCCAAGAUCCCCUGCCCCUGAUCGCUCCCGCUCGAUCCCUCCUCCGAGUCCAAGAAAUGAUGCCCCCUGCUCUUUGAAUUCAGUCUAUUCGCGCAGUCCUUUGUACACCAGAGUUGGCCUUCUUGGUGUCCGAAGCGCAUUAGCGAAGGCUGGAUCUGCAAGAGGUUUGCUUUUUGGGGAAAAAAAAGCUAUCUUGGUUCUUGAUUAGAGGAGAUUCUGCGGGGUUUGCAUAGUUGUACGUGUUUCUUGGGCUUGGAUCGCGGAUUCCGAUGAGUAGAACUGGUGGGGUUGUUCCAGCUGAAUCUUGAAUUCUGGCUGAAGUCGACCGGGGGAUGAAGAUAUUCUCUUUUUGGUAGGUUUAGAUCCGUGGCAUUGGAUGGAAAGGGCCGGAUUGUAGGGUUUUGAUUCGUUGUUCUUUUUCCUCUUUUUGGUUGGGGCGGGGGUUCUUUUGAUCAUUGUACAUUGGAUGAGACGGAUUUGGAAGGGAGAGGGGAGAUGAGAGGGAGGCCCGUGGUGCGGGAGGGACAAUGACUGGAGGGUCGUUGGGUCUUCGAUCCUCGGGGAGUUAUGGAUCAUUGCAAUCGCAGCUGCACAACGGUGCCACAUUGCCGAUUCAGUCAACAUCUGGCUCCGUCUCCGUCCGCAAGCCGCCGAAGAUGCUCCUCCAGAGCUCGAGAGAGAAGGAGAGGUUCCUGCCUUGGAUCUGCAAGCUCGCCGGCAGGAGGAAGAUUGGGAUGCUGCUCUUGCUCGUCGCUUCAGCUGCAGUCGUUCUGUCGUUCAUCCCUGCUAUGAGUAAAGAUGAAGAUGCAUCAGAAGGUCCUCAGACUAACUUGGGCUCUUCAUAUCAUGUCUGGGGUCUUGUAAGAACUGGUGGGACAGCAUUGCGUAAUUUCACACCUCCUUUCACUCCUGUAAAAGAGAACAAGACAGAGAUAACAGCGAUGCCAAACCAACAGUCUGCAAGUGGUGAUAAUGAAACCCAGCCUCCUGCUCCAGUUCUUCCUCCGAGAGCAAUUUUUAUACACCAUCCUUGUGAAAAUUUUUCCUUUUCUCCCCCACCAACUGAUAGGAAGCGCACUGGCCCACGACCAUGUCCUGUGUGCUAUAUCCCUAUAGAGCAGGCCAUGACCUUCAUGCCAGCAUUGCCAUCAGUAUCACCUGUCCUUAAGAACUUAACUUAUGUUUCUGAAGAAAAGUUAACAGAGAAUAAGACAAAUGGAGGUUCUCUAUUUGGAGGACAUCCAUCUCUGCAGCAGAGAAAUGAAUCUUUUGAUAUUAGAGAGUCAAUGACUGUGCAUUGUGGAUUUGUUGGAGGCAAGAAACCUGGUCAAGGGACUGGUUUUGACAUAGAUGAUGCUGAUCUUCUUGAUAUGGAGCAAUGCCGUGGUGUCGUCGUAGCCUCUGCUAUUUUUGGAAAUUAUGAUGUAAUGCAACAACCAAGAAACAUUAGCGAAUAUGCAAAGAGAAAUGCAUGCUUUUAUAUGUUUGUGGAUAAGGAAACAGAAAACUACAUAAAGAACACCACUAACCUGGACAGCAUUUGGAGAGUUGGGUUAUGGAGAGUGGUGGUAGUUCGAAACCUUCCUUAUGUCGAUGCAAGGCGUAAUGGAAAGGUUCCAAAACUACUGCUUCAUAGACUUUUCCCUAAUGCACGGUUUUCUCUUUGGAUUGAUGGAAAGCUCGAGCUUGUUGUGGAUCCCUACCAAAUUCUUGAGAGAUUUUUGUGGCGGAAGAAUGCCACUUUUGCAAUCUCCAGGCACUACAGACGGUUUGAUGUUUUUGAGGAAGCAGAGGCAAAUAAAGCUGCGGGAAAGUAUGAUAAUGCCUCAAUUGACUACCAAAUUGAGUUUUAUAAGAGGGAGGGUUUGACGCAUUAUUCCCCAGCUAAGCUUCCUGUUACAAGUGAUGUCCCUGAAGGCUGUGUGAUCAUCAGAGAACAUAUUCCUAUCACCAAUCUCUUCACCUGUCUGUGGUUUAAUGAGGUUGAUCGUUUUACCUCUAGAGAUCAACUCAGUUUCAGUACUGUAAGGGACAAAAUUAUGUUUAGGGUAAACUGGAGUAUCAGCAUGUUUAUGGACUGUGAAAGGCGCAACUUUGUUGUUCAGGCAUACCACAAAGACUUGCUAGAACAAAGGCUAGCUUCUUUAAGUCGUCAACCGGCCCCUGGGGUGAUUCAUGAAUCACCUGGAAAUUCAGUUCCACGUAAUGUUCUGGAUGGGCUUGCAAAAACUCCUCCAUCCAGGAAAGUGCCCAUGAGGCGUGCGAGGGACAGGAGAUCAGGUUCAAGGCGUCACGGUCUGAGAGCUGCCACAGUAAGAGAGAACUACUCAAUCUAAGUUGUGUGAAUUUUUUCACCGGGAGUUCCAACAUUAUUCAUUUCAGGGACAGUAUUUUGACGAUUGCUUAAUAGGCUCUAUUCAUGGAGUGCAAAAGGCUCUAUUUUUUUGUCAAAAAUUAUUGAUAGGCAUUCAUUUUGUUGUAAAUAAUUAAUUUAAAAUAAAUUGCAUUUGAGCUGCUAGUACUUCCCCCAAGAACCAAUCUGCCUUCUGUGAUUUGAUAAAAGGGGAGAGCUUCUCUAUGUCUUGUUGGUUUUUUCUAUCACAAUAAUUAGGCAGGCAAUCUUUUUUGGAGAACUAACCGAAGUUCAAUAUGAACAAUGUUAGCAUGCAUACUGAACAGUCUUGUUUCCAUUCCUUUGUUUGGUGAUUGAUGGGAAACUCAGAUAAAAACUAGAUAAAGAUACUGUGAGAAAGUAAGGGCUAGUGAAUUGGCUGAAUCUUCCUCAUUUUAUGCCAGUUUCUCGCCAACUUUAUUGCGCACAGAGUACUGAGUAGGAUAUGGCUGUUGUGGUCUUGAGUUCGAUCUUCUUCUGCGGAUGUUUCCCUCUACUCAUCUUAUUAGAAGGCAUGGUUUUAUUUAGCGAGGUGUCAAGCAGCCAAGCAUUCACAUAUAUAGUUACUAGGAACCUGUUUCCUACUCAAAGUAGGAGUUUCCUGGAAAAUCGAACUAGGAAAUCAAAGUGCGAUUUUUUGAGAAACUUGUUGCGGUAUUUGAAUGCGGAAAAAAAAAGAGACAUCUACAAAUUAAGCUCCAAAUGAAUGAGCCAUGAAGAGAAGGGCAUGACAAGGAGGGGGUAGAGAUGGGGAGACUAGGAGGAAAGGAGAAAUCUAAAUCUAAGAUUCUCUUAUGGUCCUGAUGAAAUGAUUUCGAUAAAUUUUUUCCUUCGUAUCACCCUGAGAAGUUGAACAGUCUUUGCUGUAACUAGGUUUCAUGGUUGGUAGACACGAGUUAAAAAUUGAUCCCAAAAAGAUAAGGGUAUCAAAAAUUGGCUUAGAUCCAAGUUAGUGACUAAAGUGCGGAGUUUCAUUGGAGCUAAAAAUUGAACCAGAAAAUUUACUAGUCAUUUCUUAGUGAUUGCAACACAUUUAUAUGUUUGACCAAAAAAAAAAAGAGGAAAUUUGAAUGGUCGAAGAAAUAUGGAGACACUUUUCAGCUUCUGAACAGGCUGAUCUGCAAAGCACUAAUGCUAAUAUCACCCAAUUUGUAGAGAUAUUUGGAAAUCAAAGACGAUGCAUCAGGGUAUGCAUCGGGAGUAAAUCCUUGUAUCAUAUGGGAAAUCAUAGCAUAUCAUUUGGUGAUGUUCUAGGGUCGCUGUUAUAUUAUCCAAUCAUAUUACAAAGAACUGUACAUCCUGCAUCAGGUCAUAAAGCAUUGGCGACAAACUUGGCUAAGAAAAGAGACAAUUUUGCACGCAGUCACACGCUGUUUCAGUUCUUUUGGCUCAAAUAUAUGGUCGUCUUUGGGAAGUUAGAACGCUAUGCUGUUUUCUCAGCUCUGAUCCCUUUUCUCCAAAGAAAAGAGGGAAGAAGAAUCAAUGCACUGCCAUUAUUUGUUCCAAAGUGAGUAGUCUUAGAGCACUAGAGAAGCUGUUACCGGGGGCUCCUUCUGUGCUGCAUAUUUUAUGUCAUACUUAUCUCGAUAACUGGCUGUCUUAUACUAGUCGUGGGACUUGAAUGGUGAAAAGCUAGCAAACUAAGCUAGGCCAAAAUAUGCAUAGAUGAUUAAAAACGCCAAAUCCAAAAUAUACUAAUAGCACUCCAUUAAUAGAACAUAGGUAAUAGAAAUUAAUACAGAGCUAGAUAAGGAAUCCAGAUAUUGGUUUCCUCCCAGCCUUACAACAACAACACACCAUGACAGAAGCACAUCCAAAUUAUUUAGUCCAACAUACGCAUACUACAUGCAUCCUUCUUUUAUUUUGUCAUUUGCUGUAGUACUCAGAGACGUCGCUCACUGGCCACAGUGACAAUCCGCGCAAGCACAGGUAGGAGCGCACUUGCACUUGCCAUCGGCUUCAGUAGCAGCUGGGGCAUCGACAACAU
Messenger RNA from Phoenix dactylifera (date palm), 4568 nucleotides. Lineage: Eukaryota; Viridiplantae; Streptophyta; Magnoliopsida; Arecales; Arecaceae. The record is from RefSeq and is a predicted model, not a curated record.